UUCAAAUGCCCGGGUAUUAUGAACGAAGUUUUUCGUUAUUAACAAAUCUCAAAACGUGCACGUCAGUCAAAACCUCGACAUCAAUUUUUGCAGCGUUAUGUAGUGAUAUUUUCUAUACUACGUGUAUUAUUUAUGUGUACGAGAAAUGGAGGAUUUUUGCGAGAACGUAAAACGGAAUCAAUCCAUUUCCUCUAUGAAUUUUUAUGUUUGGAUUUCGGUCUGUGGGUGCCAAUAUUAAGCGGACAAAAAACUAUUAUUCCAGUCCGCUUGAUCAAUAUCUGGUUGCUAAGACGAUAUGUCAACCAACGACGAGACGGUUUCGUGUGUAUAAACGAAUACUUUUGAUUAAUAAACGGUGCUGGAAAUAUUCAUUUUGCGUCUGAAUUUGGGAAUUUAAAAAAAAAAUCGUUUUGAAAUACACGCAAUGCAUAUAAUCAUUGCAGACUCAUGGGAGGGCCCAGAUAAUUACUGUAGUGACAAGUGUUCCCCAGUUUUCAUAAAGAAUUUCAUUGUGUCUGUGACUUGUGACCAAAAGACAGUGAACAUUUGGGAACCAAACUCUAUUUUGGACUCGAGAAUUUCACUUGUUGCACAUAAGCGAAAAAUUAAUGCGUUAGCAGUGUCACCAAAAAAUCAAAAUUUCAUAUGUACCUGCAGUGAUGACAAAAUAGUUUUAUGGAAGGUGAACUGCAUAAGCAGUAGUGGUAAUUGCACUGAUGGAAAUGCAUCUCCAGUGGGAGUGACUUUUGCUUUUGAUUCUGGAUAUGUUGACUAUUGUACUUUUAGCUGGAAUGAUGAGUGGUUGGCAUUGUGUAGGGAAAAUGAAAUACUGAUCAUAAAAAUAAAGUGGAGUGAAGACAGUGACAAAAAUUUUGAUGUUUCUCAUCAUGGGACAGUGGAAACAAAUUCUGGCAGUGGAAAUCUAUGUGCAUUUUCACCAUGGAAUUGUGAGAUAAUAGUUACUACAGAAGAUAGCAGUUACUUUAAGGUCUGGAAUAUUCUCACUAUGAAUUUACUUUAUAAAUCUCCAAAAAUUGGGAUGUACUCCAUAACUCAUUGUUCAUUUGCUAAUAGUCCUCCGUAUUUAUUGCUUGGAACGAAUGGAGGCAUAGUUUCCAUAUUCAGUUUUAAUGAGAAUAACAUUCCUAAAUGUCUUAUGAAUGUUAAUGUGAAUAAAGCGUUUUCAAUUUCUGAAGAAUGUUUAGGAUGUGGUGAGGCAGAUCACUAUCUCAAACAAAAACGUUCAAAUGAAUCUGUUGAAUUAAAAUCAGAAUGUGGAGAAAUUGGAUGUUUUGUUUUUGGUGUUUAUUUAUUUAAACGUGAAAUGCAAUUAUUCAAUAAGGAAGCGAGAGAUGAUACCUCUGAAAAUAUAAGCAUUUCCAGUUUCUUAAGUUGUUCUGAUCAAACUCUUAAGUCCAUAUUGUACCCAAAUGCUCUAAUUGCUGUAUGCUGUAACUUAGGAAUUGCUCUUUACAAUUGCAAUUCUUGGGAAUGUGAAUCAGUAUUGAAAACACUUGACAUGUUUCCUCCAUCUACUCUACCAUCAAAAUCUUUACCAUUAAUAAGUUUUCUUGUGAUUGGUGGUGAUUCUCUUGAUAAUUUUUUUUGCUUGGUAAAAAUGUCUCCUAGUCACAGUAAAAUUCUUAUUUUAAAACUGCAAGCGUUGGAAGAAAAUUUUAAAGACAUGAAACUUACAAAGGGAACAGUGGACAGAAACCAAGGAAAAUCUGUUAUACCCCUGGAAACUGUUAGAAAGUCAUCCCCUUUACGAUAUCAAAUGAGUUCUCAUUUAAGUGCCCAAGCCAGUCCAUAUACUUCAAAAGAAUUGAAAAAGAAAUCCUCAGGGUACGGGAAAACAUCCAGAACCCAGAUGUUUUUGCCUGUUAUCAAUAAAAAAAAUCAAAACAAAAAUUCUACUGGGGGUAGCCAAAAACAAUUAAAAUCUUCCAAAUCAUUCAUAGAGCACAUUUCUGAUCAAAGUAUUUCUGAAAGUGGCCCACCUACAAAAGCUGGCUUGAAAUUUUGUGUAUGGGAAACUACAGGGACAGCAGUCCAGUUAGCUACAGCAGGUGGUGGAGAAAACAUGGCCUGUAGCUCUACUGCUUCCUACAUAUGUGUCUUAAAAUCUUCUGAUCUGAACCCUGAAAAAGGAUUAAAUCUCAUAGGGCACAAUGGCCCUGUCAAUUCUUUGCAUUAUAGUUUGAAUUCUAAGUGGUUGGAAGUAAACAAGAAUUCAAUUGCUCAAGCAAGAUUUUAUUACAUGGAUCAAUUUGUUCUUACCAUUAGUCAAGAUUAUCUCGAGCUGUUCUCCCAUUUACUACAUGAAAUUGACAGUCAUCAAGUACAGGAUUUCAGAACAAAGCGAAUUUCAAAAAUCAAUGUUCCAGCUCAACACAUUACGUGUUUCAGUGCUGCAAAUCAAUUUCAUUCUUAUAUCAUUCUUUGUUGUUGUUCAAAUCGCUCCUUACAAGUAUAUGAUAUGAAUGUCCAAAAAUUUGUCAGUGUACUUGAAAAUAUCCAUUCUCGUCCUGCUCACCAUUUGAAGCAAAUGGAAGGGUCACAAUUCCUGGCACAUCCUCCAGGAAUGUACAAUUUGUUUCUCACCGCUGCUGUAUGUGAUAGUACAAAACUUUGGGAUUUGAGAAGUGGCAGAUGUGUCCAGAAAUACUGCCAACAUGUAAAUCGAGCUUAUUCUAGUGGAAUAGACAUUAGCCCAUGUGGCUGUUAUGUUGCAGCUGGAUCUGAAGAUAAAUAUGCAAGUUUAAUAAAGUUUACUUGUAUGAUACAAGAAAAUGCAGUGACUAUUUACACAAACUGGGAGGAUUGGGUGAUAUAGUGAUGGAUGUUUCAUUUAACCCUAGAAAACCUAUGCUUGUUGCUGCAGCAUUAAAUGGUUGCAUCACUUCAUAUACUGCAACAUAAUACAGAACUGUCUAAAAGAAACUGAGUCCUUUAAUUUGUUCGCAGGAUUUAUAAAUGUGAAAUUGUAAUUGAUUUUUUGUUGCGACAUUUCAUAAUAAUAUAACUUCAUGAGAAUAUUCAAAAAAAUAAAAAUAUUUUUUGAUAUACAAUGGCUAUAAUUCCUAAGAAAUAUCUUCAACAAUAUGUUGUAAUAAUAAUAGUAAAAUAGAAUGAAUAAUAAUUACAAAAUCAAUAAUAUUGUGUUAUUGUGUGUGUGUGUGUGUGUGUGUUU
This is a messenger RNA of Gryllus bimaculatus (two-spotted cricket), 3193 nucleotides long. Lineage: Eukaryota; Metazoa; Arthropoda; Insecta; Orthoptera; Gryllidae. The record is from the annotation of a GenBank genome assembly.